This is a messenger RNA of Egretta garzetta (little egret), 642 nucleotides long. RefSeq names its product E3 ubiquitin-protein ligase RNF4-like. The transcript is spliced from 3 exons. NCBI's taxonomy places the organism in Eukaryota, Metazoa, Chordata, Aves, Pelecaniformes, Ardeidae. The record is from RefSeq and is a predicted model, not a curated record. The coding region runs from base 182 to 442 and encodes 86 amino acids.
GCAAUAGUUCAGAAAUGCUUACAACGUGAGCAAAAACCUUAGGUCAGACCAAUUUCAAGGGUUGGCUGGAAGCAAACAUCUGAUAUAAUUGUGACCUGGGCUUCUCACUUGCAAACCAUCACAAGAGGUUUUUCCUUUGUGACCCAACCAGUAAGAGAUCUGGGGUGAUGUCUGUUCCUUGAUGUGCUGCGUUCAGACUCAACGAAAGCGCCGUGGAGGAGCAGUUAAUUCUAGGCAAGCUCGGAAACGAAACAGGCUUGUGGCUUCUACAACAGAAAUGGCUUCAGAAGCAGAGCCAAUAGAACUUGAAGAAAGUGCUGGUGAAGAAGUGGUCGAUCUGACAUGUGAAUCUUCUGAUCUUGUAGUCGUCGAUCUAACUCACAGUGAUUCUGUUGUGGUAAGUAGGGAAUGGCCCAUUUAUCUAAAUCUUGUGGCCAGGUGAAUUUUGUAUUGUGCUCCCUGAUAGAUUUAAGGGUAAGUUUUAGUUCAACGUUGACUCGCCAGUGCAUGGAAGCCAUGCGUUACAGGUCAACGCUGAAGCUGCUCUAGAGGCACACUCGCAGAACUUGCGGAGAAUAUGUACCGGUGCUGGGUAUUGUAACAUAAGAUGUCAUUUUAAGUUGAAGCUAUGCUAGAUCUAUC